CUCAUCACUGCAGCAGCUGUUGUGUUGUGUUGUGUUCUCUUGUGUUGUGUCGUUCAAGGUGUUCCAGAUGCUUCUGUUGGUGCUGCUGACCGCCUGCGUGUGCUCGGCGGCGAGGAUCCCUCAGCUCAAUCAACGCCCGAUCAUCGGUGUGCUGGCACAACAGGUCCUGCCAUUUGACCAUAAUGCAACAGGCUCCUCCUACAUUGCCGCCUCCUAUAUCAAAUACCUGGAAAGCGCCGGGGCCCGCGUCGUUCCCAUCAGAGUCAAUCAUACAGAAGAAGAAUUUGCUAAGAUCUUCUCUUCCAUUAAUGGGUUGCUGUUGCCGGGAGGAGACGUGGACAUCCAGAACUCGCCGCACACUCGGGCCGCCAAGAUCUUGUACAAACUCGCUCUGAAGGCUAACGAUGAUCAUGACUACUUCCCCAUCUGGGGGACUUGUCAAGGUUUCCAGCAGCUGACAGUCUUGACAGCAAACAAACACCUCCUGACGCUCACCGACACCAAGGGGGUGGUGCUACCACUCACUUUCACGCCAGAUGCCUCGUCCAGUCGUCUGUUCAGGGACUUUCCCAAGGACCUAAUGAAUUCACUGGCUCAGGAGAACAUCACCAGCAACUUCCACAAGUGGAGUCUGUCUCUUCAGAACUUCAGCCAGAACGCCAAGCUGAAGAAGUUUUACAAAGUGCUUUCUACAAACACGGAUGGGAAGAAGGACUUCAUCUCCACCAUGGAAGCCUACAACUACCCCUUCUAUGGCGUGCAGUGGCAUCCAGAGAAAACCCCUUUCGAGUGGGUGGAUAAGCCUGGCAUGGUCCACUCCCCCUCAGCUGUACGAGCUUCCUUCUACACUGCGAGCUUCUUUGUUUCGGAAGCCAUGAAGAGCCAACACAGCUUCUCCAGUCCAGCAGAGGAGGAGCAAGCACUCAUCUACAACUUCCCCCCCAUCUUCAAAGGCGCCAACGCCAUCUUUGUGCAGAUCUAUUACUUAGACUGACACCCGGGAGAAAACUGACAUGAGAAGACCUAACGUGUCACCCAAGCAACAAAAUGAAAAUAACUCUUAGUCAUUAAGUCAGUGCUCACUAGAUUAGUUUAUUUCACUUAUUUGUUUGUCAAAUUGUAAAAUGAUCCUUGUUAAAAAGGAGCGUGUAAUAUCCAUGCCAGGCCACUAAUUGGCGAUGUCACAUCAUGAAGAAAGGCUAAACACUUACAACACCAACUGUCUCACGCCAUGCUGUGUCUCAAAUCAAAUACUUCAGUAAGUACACUUAAAGUAGAACAGCUCUUUUUGGGCGGAAUUUUACAGGAAUACAAAAUUUACAAAAUAAACCACAUGAUGUUAGUACAUCAGUCGGGGAAAAAGAUCAAACUACAUAAAUAACAUACAAUAAUUUGAUUUUGAUAUACUUUUUUCAUCUUGAUAUAUUGAAAAUUAACACCAAUGAGUUGACUGAUGAACAUUAUCACAUAAUUUAUUCAGAAAAUAUAAAUAACGACAAAUAAAGUAUAGAUACUAUUAACCGCAACAGGUCAUUGUAAAAAAAACAACAACAACAUUAUGAUUUGUACGAUUUCAGAAUGUGCUUUCUCUAUUUUUAAACAAAGAAAACAAUCUGAGGUUGUCUUUAUUUGUAAGUUAUCGUGCCAUGACUUUACCGGUCCGGCCCACUUGGGAGUGGCCCCCAAUCUAAAAUGAGUUUGACACCCCUGGACUAAAGUGUGCAAAUUGAGACACAGCAUUAUUCUAGGAGAGGUAAUACGGCAUAUAAAUCAUGUUGUCUGUUGAUCACAGUGUUUUUAUAUUUCGAGACCUUGUUAAAGUUUUAGAGUGUAGAUUGAGGAAAAUGAAAAUAUACCACCCCUGGAAAAUAAAAUAUGAACUCUCCAGUUUUGGAGGAUGAUCAUUCAGUUGUUCAAUUUUGUAGAUAAAAUUAGUAACAUAUUGGCUCUUAAUUAGUCAUUAUUAAUGCCUUAUUCUGCAUGGCCUUAUUAUACAACCAGUAAGCCAUUAACUAAGAGUUAACUAACCCUUACCCUUAUUGCUUAUUAGUAACCCUAACCCUAACCCUUAUAUGUUCUCCUAGUGUCCAAAUAACUCUAAAUUAAGUCUUUGUUACUUUAAUAAGCAACUAAUUAAUGGUGAAUAUGUUCCCCAUACUAAAGUGUUACCAUAUACACUUACAUAUACAUAAACAUGAAGGUCAUGUCGGGUCUCCUUUCUUCAUUUCUGCUUAAUUAAUGUACCAGUUAUUCAAUAAAAGCA
Messenger RNA from Entelurus aequoreus (snake pipefish), 2263 nucleotides. Its product is annotated as zgc:171566. The transcript has 9 exons. The record is from RefSeq and is a predicted model, not a curated record. Gene Ontology annotation, biological process: tetrahydrofolylpolyglutamate metabolic process. Gene Ontology annotation, molecular function: gamma-glutamyl-peptidase activity. Gene Ontology annotation, cellular component: vacuole. Lineage: Eukaryota; Metazoa; Chordata; Actinopteri; Syngnathiformes; Syngnathidae. The coding region runs from base 68 to 994 and encodes 308 amino acids.